Messenger RNA from Raphanus sativus (radish), 3330 nucleotides. Its product is annotated as DNA mismatch repair protein MSH3. Gene Ontology annotation, biological process: mismatch repair; mitotic recombination. Gene Ontology annotation, cellular component: nucleus. Gene Ontology annotation, molecular function: ATP binding; mismatched DNA binding; ATP-dependent DNA damage sensor activity. The record is from RefSeq and is a predicted model, not a curated record. Lineage: Eukaryota; Viridiplantae; Streptophyta; Magnoliopsida; Brassicales; Brassicaceae. Bases 115 to 3231 code for a protein of 1038 amino acids. The transcript is spliced from 12 exons.
CAGACUACUAUCCAGCAGCAACCUUAGAAAGCGCGCGAAAAUUGGCAACCAACGAAUCGCCACAGCCCCACGACCUUUCCAUUUCUCUGCUACAAACGCUUAGUAAUAGUAACUAUGGGCAAGCAGAAACAGCAGGUGAUUUCUCGAUUCUUCGCUCCCAAACCCAAACCCUCACCACCCCCGCCGCCGAAUCCGAAAUCCAAUCCCGUCCCCUCAUCAUCAUCUACACCGUCGCCGACAAAGAUCUCCGCCACCGUCUCCUUCUCCCCCUCCAAACGCAAGCUUCUCUCCGACCAUCUCGCCGCGGCCUCUCCCAAUAAGAAGCCUAAACUAUCUCCCCACACUCAAAACCCCACACCCGAUCCUAAUCUUCACCGAAGGUUCCUCCAGAGGUUUCUAGAACCUUCACCACCGGAGGAACAAUCUAUCCCCACCACAACAUCUUCGAUCAAGUACACGCCGUUGGAGAAGCAGGUGGUGGAGCUGAAGAGGAAGCACCCGGACGUGAUUCUGAUGGUGGAAGUCGGUUACAGGUACAGAUUCUUCGGAGAGGACGCCGAGAUAGCGGCACGUGUGUUGGGUAUAUACGCUCACGUGGAUCACAGUUUCAUGACCGCGAGCGUGCCGACGUUUCGACUCAAUGUCCACGUGAGGAGGCUGGUGAACGCAGGGUAUAAGGUUGGUGUGGUGAAGCAGACUGAGACUGCAGCUAUUAAGUCCCACGGCGCGAACCGGACCGGUCCGUUUUUCCGUGGACUAUCGGCUUUGUACACUAAGGCCACGCUCGAAGCGGCUGAGGAUAUAAGUGGUGGCUGUGCUGGUGAAGAAGGUUUUGGUGGUGGUCAGAGUAAUUUCUUGGUUUGCGUUGUAGAUGAGAGAGUUAACACGGAAGGUUUUGAUGUUAGAGUUGGUGUUGUUGGUGUUGAGAUUUCGACUGGUGAAGUUGUUUAUGGAGAGUUUAAUGAUAAUUUCAUGAGGAGUGGGUUAGAGGCUGUGGUUUUGAGCUUAUCUCCAGCUGAGUUGUUGCUUGGCCUGCCUCUUUCACAGCAAACGGAGAAGUUUCUGUUGGCACAUGCUGGACCUACUUCAAACGUUCGAGUGGAACGUGCCUCAUUGGAUCGUCUCCGCAAUGGUAGUAGUGCAGUAGAUGAGAUUGUUUCAUUAUAUGAAGAUCUCACUGCAAGAAACCUAGCAGAUGAUAAAGAAAAUAAGGUGGAGGUUGCUGAACAGAAAACAUCUGGCUUGACGGUUCAUACAAUUAUGAACAUGCCACAUCUGACUGUUCAAGCCCUUGCCCUGACACUGCGCCAUCUCAAACAGUUUGGAUUUGAAAGGAUCCUUUUCGAGGGAGCUUCAUUUCGCUCUUUGUCAAACACUACAGAGAUGACUCUCUCAGCCAAUACAUUGCAACAAUUGGAGGUUGUAAGAAACAAUUUAGAUGGAUCCCAGUCUGGAUCCUUAUUCCAUAAUAUGAAUCAGACUCUUACGGUAUAUGGUUCCAGGCUUCUUAGACACUGGGUGACUCAUCCUCUUUGCGACAGAAAUUUGAUAUCUGCUCGCCUUGAUGCUGUUUCUGAGAUUGUUGCCUGCAUGGGAUCUCCUAGUUCCUCCCAGGUCAGCGAUGAUUUAGAUGAAGAAAGUUCUAAGAGAAAAAUGGUACAACCUGAGUUUUAUCAUGUGCUCUCCUCAGUAUUGACAGCUUUGUCUAGAUCACCUGAUAUUCAACGUGGAAUAACAAGAAUUUUUCAUCGAACUGCUAAAGCCACAGAGUUCAUUGCAGUUAUCGAAGCUAUUUUACUUGCGGGGAAGCAACUUCAACGCCUUGGCAUAAAUCAAGUUGGUGAAACGAGGAGUAUGCAAUUCGCAACUGUGCGGUCUUCUUUUUUGAGAAAAUUGAUUUCUGUUGUUUCGUCCCCUGCUGUGGUUGACAAUGCCGCGAAACUUCUCUCUACCCUGAAUAAGGAAGGGGCUGCUCGAGGAGACUUGCUCGACAUACUAAUCACUUCCAACGACCAAUUUCCUGAGCUUGCUGAAGCUCGCCAAGCAGUUCUAACUGUCAGGGAAAGGCUAGAUUCCUUGAUAGUUUCAUAUCAAAAGAAGCUUGCAAAUCGAAAUUUGCAAUUUCUUGAAGUAUCUGGGAUCACGCAUUUAAUAGAGGUGCCCGUUGAUGCCAAGGUUCCUAUGAAUUGGGUGAAAGUAAAUAGCACCAAAAAGACUAUUCGAUAUCAUCCCCCAGAAAUAGUAGCUGGACUGGACGAACUAGCUCUCGCUACUGAACAUCUUGCUAUAGUGAACCGAGCUUCAUGGGAUAGUUUUCUCAAAAGUUUUGCUAGAUACUAUACUGAUUUUCAGGCUGCUGUUCAAGCUCUUGCUACGCUGGACUGUUUGCACUCCCUCGCAACUCUAUCUAGAAAUAAGAACUAUAUUUGUCCUUUGUUUGUGGAUGACUGUGAACCAGUUGAGAUAAACAUACAGUCUGGUCGUCAUCCUGUUCUGGAGACUAUAUUACAAGAUAACUUCGUCCCAAAUGACACAAGCUUGCAUGCAGAAGGGGAAUAUUGCCAGAUUAUCACUGGGCCUAACAUGGGAGGAAAGAGCUGCUAUAUCCGUCAGGUUGCUUUAAUUUCCAUAAUGGCUCAGGUUGGUUCCUUUGUACCAGCUUCAUUCGCCAAGUUGCACGUUCUUGAUGGUGUUUUCACUCGGAUGGGUGCUACAGACAGUAUCCAGCACGGCCGAAGUACUUUUCUAGAAGAGUUAAGUGAAGCCUCGCACAUAAUCAGAACCUGCUCUUCACGUUCGCUAGUUAUAAUCGAUGAGCUUGGAAGAGGCACUAGCACACAUGACGGUGUAGCCAUUGCAUAUGCAACAUUACAGCAUCUCUUAAUAGAAAAGAGAUGUUUGCUUCUGUUUGUCACGCAUUACCCUGAAAUAGCUGAGAUCAGUAAUAGUCACCCGGUUUCUGCUGGUACAUACCAUGUCUCGUAUCUGACAUCACAGAAGGAUAAUAAUGGUGAUUGUGAUCAUGAUGAUGUGACCUACCUAUAUAAACUUGUGCGUGGCCUUUGCAGCAGGAGCUUUGGUUUUAAGGUUGCUCAGCUUGCCCAGAUACCUCCAUCAUGUAUACGUCGAGCCAUUACCAUGGCUGCAAAUUUGGAAGCUGAGGUACGUGCAAGAGAGAGAAAUACAGUUAGCAGCAUAAAGCAUCUCAUGGAGACACCGCGGGAGUUAUAAAAUUUAAAAUACAUGAAUUACUGAAUUGUAUAAAUACCUCAACUCUUCUCUAGUUUUGUAUAAUCUAAGCUCGUAAGAAUUAUCUAAAAUAAUAAGAAA